AUGCAUCAGCGAGGCAUUCAGCGUUACAAGAACGGCAAAUCGGGUGCCUACACCGAGGAGUACCACAAACUUCUUGGCAAAUCGGCGUGGAUUGUCGUGCGACGCCUUGAACACGCAGACGCGAAGAGCGCCGUCAGUCUCUCUGAGGGAGAUGUAGCAACCGUCUUCUCUCAGUUCGGUAACGUGGUGGAUGUGCGGUUCCUGCGACAUCGACGCACGGGGCGUUUCCUGGGCACGGCCUUCGUGAAGUUUGAGGAUUAUCGCAGCGCCAUACUCGCCGCGGACGAGAUGAAUUCCAACCACGAGAGCGGAAAAGAGGUGCGGUUAACGGCAGCAGGCGGGGCAGAUGCACGCGGGAUCGAGGUAGAACGAUGUGACGAGGCUGAAGUUGUUGCGGCACCCGAUGACGGAGAGUCAUACAUGGCGUGGGUCGCAAGUCUGGGGAUUGGAGAAAAGACAUUGACACACUGA
Trypanosoma cruzi is the source of this 471-nucleotide messenger RNA. RefSeq lists its product as uncharacterized. Gene Ontology annotation, biological process: mRNA splicing, via spliceosome. The record is from RefSeq and is a predicted model, not a curated record. Gene Ontology annotation, molecular function: RNA binding. The coding region runs from base 1 to 471 and encodes 156 amino acids. The transcript has a single exon. Gene Ontology annotation, cellular component: U2 snRNP; precatalytic spliceosome; catalytic step 2 spliceosome. NCBI's taxonomy places the organism in Eukaryota, Euglenozoa, Kinetoplastea, Trypanosomatida, Trypanosomatidae.